Molecule: messenger RNA, 3713 nt
Organism: Notolabrus celidotus (New Zealand spotty)
Lineage: Eukaryota; Metazoa; Chordata; Actinopteri; Labriformes; Labridae
Gene: pax6b
Product: paired box 6b
Exons: 14
Coding region: 701-2074 (457 amino acids)
Biological process (GO): anatomical structure development; regulation of transcription by RNA polymerase II
Molecular function (GO): DNA-binding transcription factor activity, RNA polymerase II-specific; RNA polymerase II cis-regulatory region sequence-specific DNA binding
Source: RefSeq, a predicted model, not a curated record
GCCACUUCCCCGCUUCUGCCGGACACAAAGCGGAUUAUCGCUCUUCCUGUAACCCUCUGUUACAGCUACAUCCGGUCAAAAAACCUAGAAAGGAGCACCUCAGGUCUAUUGAGCGAAUCUACUAUCCUCACUCACACGAAUUUUGGGAAUCCUGUAUCCUUUCCCUGAGAAAGGGAUGCAACCAAACAGGGGUUUUCUGCCGCCUUACGUACAACCAAUCAGAGUGUUCGAUUCACGCCGGGCCCGCCCUCUUCCAGUACAACGAAGCCACCUAUUGGUUACCGGCUUGUCGGUAACUUGAGAGGGAUUCAGGCGCCACGUAGCAAGCUGACGCUCAAACUCAGCCCGCCGAGGAGUCACUACUGUGGAUCUGACACAAUAAGUGAGUUGUGAAGCAAGAUAACAAUUUUGAAGGAAAUUGUUGCUGCUCCACAAUCUGCAGAGCUACUUCAGUAGCACAACAGUGUUUCCGCUUGUACCAACAUGCACCCAACACGACAGCGUGGCUGUACGGGAAUGUGUGGAGUCUACAGGGAUAUCCCCUCCGUCUCCGCCGAAGACCACUGGAAACUAAUUUUUCCCUCCUUUAAACUUCCCUGAGAGAGAGAGACUGAUCCUGGUCGGCUUUUUUUCUCUUUCUGUGGUGUGGAGAACUAGGCUGAAGCCUGUAGUUUGAAAAGGACUUUGACAACGAACCAGGAUGCCCCAAAAAGAAUACCACAACCAAGCCACGUGGGAGUCUGGAGUAGCCUCAAUGAUGCAGAACAAGGUGUAUGACAUCUGUGAUGAAGGUCACAGUGGCGUAAACCAGCUUGGUGGUGUGUUUGUUAAUGGUAGACCGCUACCGGAUUCCACCAGGCAGAAAAUAGUUGAACUUGCUCACAGUGGUGCUCGACCCUGCGACAUCUCCAGGAUACUGCAGACCCAUGAUGAAGUCCAAGUGCUGGACAGUGAAAAGGUAUCCAAUGGCUGCGUGAGCAAGAUCUUGGGAAGAUAUUAUGAAACUGGCUCCAUAAGACCAAGAGCGAUAGGCGGCAGCAAGCCCAGGGUUGCCACUCCGGAGGUGGUCGCAAAAAUCGCCCAGUACAAACGAGAGUGUCCGUCUAUCUUCGCGUGGGAGAUCCGUGACAGACUUCUGUCGGAGGGGAUCUGCACCAACGACAACAUACCCAGCGUGUCAUCGAUAAACAGAGUCCUUCGCAACCUGGCUAGUGAAAAGCAACAGAUGGGCGCAGAUGGCAUGUAUGACAAGCUGAGAAUGCUCAACGGUCAGACAGGAACUUGGGGGACCCGGCCCGGCUGGUACCCCGGAACAUCAGUGCCAGGGCAGCCCAACCAAGAUGGUUGCCAACAACAGGACGGCGCAGGAGAAAACACAAACUCCAUCAGCUCGAACGGGGAAGACUCAGAGGAGACACAGAUGCGUCUGCAGCUCAAGAGGAAACUACAGAGAAAUCGCACUUCAUUCACACAGGAGCAGAUUGAAGCACUGGAAAAAGAAUUUGAAAGGACUCACUACCCAGAUGUUUUCGCGCGAGAGAGACUAGCUGCGAAAAUCGACCUGCCAGAAGCAAGAAUACAAGUAUGGUUCUCAAACAGAAGAGCGAAGUGGAGGCGAGAGGAGAAGCUGCGGAACCAGCGCCGGCAGGCCAACAACUCCUCCAGUCACAUUCCCAUCAGCAGCAGCUUUAGCACCAGCGUGUACCAGGCCAUCCCACAGCCCACCACGCCGGUGUCCUUCACCUCGGGGUCAAUGCUGGGUAGACCUGACUCUGCACUCACAAACACCUACAGUGCACUGCCCCCCAUGCCCAGCUUCACCAUGGCAAACAAUCUACCUAUGCAACCCAGCCAGACCUCCUCUUAUUCCUGCAUGCUGCCUACCAGUCCGCCUGUGAAUGGGCGGAGCUACGACACAUACACGCCCCCUCAUAUGCAGGCACAUAUGAACAGCCAAUCAAUGACCACUUCUGGUACCACCUCAACAGGACUCAUCUCUCCUGGAGUGUCUGUCCCUGUCCAAGUCCCAGGCGGCGAGCCUGACAUGUCUCAGUACUGGUCAAGACUACAGUAGAGAGAAGAGCUACUUCACCCUGUGACCACCCACUCCACCAUCGCCCUCCGGCAGUGCUCCUCACACACACACGGCACAGGAGAGUAGAGAAGGAGAGUGAGGGUUGAGAGGAGGCAAAGGACAGGAGAGGAGAGGAGGAAAGAGAGAGAGACUCUGGUAGAGCCUUGGGACGUCUGGGCUUUGUUUUUCCAGUGGGACUGUGUGCUGUUCUGUAGCUCCAGGCACAUUCAAACAGACGAGGACUUGGAUGAGAGAACAAGGAUGGAAAGACCGAAAAAAAUGGACCUCUGUAAAGUGCCCGGUGUUAAAUUUUUAUGGAACAAAAACUUAUCUGUUUUUUUUUCUAUUUCCAACUUCAGUCAUUGUUUCCUUUUUUCUCUGGUGUGUUAGUAAAUGGCCAUUUGUAUGUUAAUAAGAAAACCGAGAUCAAGUACUGAUAGAUGGACUGCUAGAAAACCAUGUUGGUCUUGCGUUUGUUUGCGAGAGGAGAGAUUCUGCCAUGACUAUCUUUUUAAUCUGCUUAUAUCGAGACUUUCUACCAGCCUUUGCAUGGUCUCUGGACGCUGUUGCAUAUCAUUAAAGACGAAAAAGCUGGAGGGAAGACUCUUACUGUGUCAGAAAAAAAUAAACUAUUUAUUGGUCUUAUUUCGUACGGAUGGAUAUUUAGCAGAGGAAACUCUAAAAACUCGAUCCACCCACUGAGGCUGUGGUCACCACUCCUCUGUGACUUAUUAAACACGGAUCAACAGCUCAAAGUGUGUGCAAAGACGCUGCGACAUGCAACACAACUUGGACCUCUUGCUUCGGUGGUUGGAUUGACUCUAGAAUACCACGAAGAACAUUAAAUGUGGAAAAACAGGUGUAAAAGAAAACCUGUAGUCUGUAAAUGGUAGACUGCGUCUUCGAUAUAAUCCAGUUUGUUUAUGUCAAAAUGUAAAGUACUUGUCUUCCCUAGAAAUCUUCCAGAAAGAUUUCUUCAAUAAAAGUUGAUUUCAUUUAUAUCCCCGAGAAUAUUCUAUAAAUGUUCCAUGCAUCAUAAAAUACAUUUCUUUAGGGUCAGGUACAAUUUGUCUCUUAGGUAUAGUUGUAUUAUAGUGUCCUAUGGUCAAAAAAUUGUGCAACUAGAAAUAUUUAAUUCCUAUAAUUAUGAUUAAACAUUGCUUGACAGAGUUUUAAACUUAAGUGUUUGGCAGUUGUUUACAAGUACAUAUCAGAUUUAAUCAUUGUUGAUUGUAAAACAGACCAAAGCCUUUGUAUUUCAUCUAGUACACAGUGUUUUUUUAAAGAUAUUAGUCUUGUGUUGCAAAAUUUUUGUAAACACGUUCUGUUCGAUUACAUUGGCUUGGAGUUCGUGCGACUGCAGUCGAACCCUGCAGUCCUUAUUUAUAAUUGAAGACCAUGGGAGGGUUUUUCUAGCAUCAUCUGUCAUGCUCUUUUGAGUUUUUGCAUUUUUAUUUCAGUGUGUUACGUAGAACAUGGACACACACUGGGUUUACGUCUGAGCAAUGCUUCUGAGAUAAAAACGUCUACACGCUGUCUCUUAAAUAUUUCAAUUUAAUUUUAUUUAAAAUGGAGCUUUCUAAAUGUAUUUUGUGAAAACUAUAAAACAUUUUGUACAGUAAAAUUGUGUCUUAAAGAA